Molecule: messenger RNA, 1803 nt
Organism: Erigeron canadensis
Lineage: Eukaryota; Viridiplantae; Streptophyta; Magnoliopsida; Asterales; Asteraceae
Product: R-linalool synthase QH1, chloroplastic-like
Exons: 7
Coding region: 1-1803 (600 amino acids)
Biological process (GO): diterpenoid biosynthetic process
Molecular function (GO): terpene synthase activity; magnesium ion binding
Source: RefSeq, a predicted model, not a curated record
AUGGCUUCAAUCUACAUUUCAUGUCCGGGUAUUGGAUUUGCACGUCCUCGAUCCCAUGAAACAGGCAGGAGAAAUAUACAAGGGAUCCGAAAACAACUGUAUUCAACAAACCCAACAACCAUGGCCGUAACUACUGAUGAUACAUCCGUUUUGAGACGAUCUGCAAACUACCCCCCUUCGUUGUGGUCGUAUGAUUUUCUGCAGUCACUGACUAACAACUACUAUUUGAGCGAAAAAUAUGAGACAAAAUUAGAUGGUUUAAAGGAACUAGUGAAGACAAUGAUAUCGGAAUGCAAUGUGAUGGAGGACACCUUGAGUACACUUGAAUUAGUAGAUGAUUUGCAGAGACUUGGGAUAUCUUAUCACUUCAAAGAUGAAAUAAGAAAUGUAUUGAAAUCGGUGUACAUGUGUUAUUUUGAUGGUCAUGUUAACUACUGGAACAAAUUAGAUUUGAACCUCAAAGCUCUUGGCUUUAGACUCUUAAGACAACAUGGCUAUCGUAUCCCUCAAGAAAUAUUUGAGGACAUCAAGGAUGAGACGGGAAACAUCAAAGUCCAUGUAGGCGAUGACAUUGUUGGGGUUCUCAACCUGUACGAGGCUUCUUUUUUUGCGGUAGUUGAUGAAAAUAUAUUGGAUGAAAUAAGAGAGUUCACAAUCCAAUGUCUCGAAAAGAAGUUAGAGCAGGAUGACAUCAUCAAUAUUGGUAAACAAAGCAGUAUGUCGAUGUUGAUAAGUCAUGCCUUGGAACUUCCGUUGCUAUGGAGGCCUCAAAGAUUUGAACCAAUAUGGUUUAUAGAAGCAUACAAAAGAAGAAAUGACAUGAACCCAUCCUUGUUGGAGCUUGCUGAAUUGGACUUCAAUAUAGUGCAAGGGAUUCACAGAGAAGAUCUUAAGUACUCAUCAAGGUGGUGGGAUAGUUUAGGGUGGCAUAAGAAGUUCAGCUUUGCUAGGGACAGGUUGGUGGAGAGUUUCAUGUGGGCUGUUGGUGCAAGUUACCAACCAUCAUUUAGUGUUCUAAGGAGAAACAUCACCAAGCUUAUUUCCCUAAUAAACGUCAUUGAUGAUGUUUAUGAUGUCUAUGGUACUCUGGACGAACUCAAACAAUUCACUGACGCUGUGAGAAGAUGGGAUACCAAUGCCAUUGAAGAACUUCCGGAUUACAUGAAGAUAUGCUUCCUUGGAUUCUAUAAUACCAUCAAUGAGAUGGCAUACAACACCUUAUUGGCCAACCAAGAAAUCCUUGUUUUACCAUAUGUCAAAAAAGUGUGGGCAGAUUAUUGUGACGCGAUCCUUUUGGAAGCACAAUGGUUUCAUAGUGGAUAUACCCCAUCUCUCGACGAGUACUUGAAAAACUCAUGUGUUACUAUCUCUGUUCCGGCAAUACUCUCAAAUAUAUACCAUAUCACUUCAAGUGAUCUUACAGGAGAGGCCUUGCAGAACAUAGUGCACUGCUCGUCCAUGAUUCUACGUCUUGCUGAUGAUUUGGGAACAUCCACGGCGGAGCUUGAGAGAGGUGAUGUUCCGAAAUCAAUCCAAUGCUACAUGCAUGAAACCGGUGCUUCUGAAGAAAAAGCCAGGGAGCAUAUAAAGAAGUUAAUCAUACAAACAUGGAAAAAGUUAAAUCAAGAAACAAUGUCUGCUGCUGCUAAGUAUGAUCCGUCAGCUUCCGAAAUAUUUGUAGAAUGUGCAACAAACCUUGGUAGGAUGGGGCAGUUCACAUACAAAGAUACGGAUGUAUUUGGCACGCCAGAUGAUUUGUAUAAAUCUCAUCAAAUUUCUUUGCUUUUUACUCCUAAAUCUUAG